GCCGCCAAUGCCAAGGUCACGUCAAUAUUCAUAUACCCGAUCAAAUCUUGCCGUGGAAUUACUCUUUUUCAAGCACCUAUCUCUACCACAGGUUUUCGCUGGGAUCGGCAGUGGUUAGUGGUGAAUUCUAAAGGCAGGGCAUAUACUCAAAGAGUUGAGCCAAAGCUUGCUCUAGUUGAAGUGGAACUUCCAAAAGAGGCUUUUUCAGAGGGUUGGGAACCAAAUAAUAAUUCAUAUUUAGUGAUAACGGCUCCUGGCAUGGAUAUGCUGAAGAUUCCGUUAGCUAUACCAUCUGAAACAGCAGAUGGUGUCUCCGUGUGGGAGUGGUGCGGCUCUGCAUUGGAUGAAGGGGCUGAUGCAUCAAACUGGUUUUCCAAAUAUCUUGGGAAGCCCAGCAGGCUUGUGCGCUUUAAUGAAGCAUUGGAAAUUAGAGCUGUGAACCCUGAUUAUGCCAGUGGAUACAAAGUUAUGUUUUCUGACGGUUAUCCAUUCCUGUUGCUAUCUCAGGGAUCAAUGGAUGCGUUGAAUGCUCUUCUCAAGGAGCCUAUACCAGUUAACCGUUUCAGACCCAAUAUCCUAGUUGAUGGAUGUGAACCAUUUUCUGAGGAUUUAUGGACUGAGAUCAAGAUAAGCAAUUUAGCUUUCCAUGGUGUUAAACUAUGUGAUCGUUGUAAGGUAAAAGCUUUCCUUCUUUCACCUCACCCUGCCAAAAGCCUUUUUUGUCAUUUUGUUUUCAAGCUCAUGCAGCCUAUAGCAUGUUUGGCCCAGCUCAAGAUGUAUUUUUUUUUUUUCCUGGCUUAUUUGGGCAGUAAGUAUGCACUUCUUCCCCCAAGAAAGCUGGUAAGAAGCGCCAUAAAAGUGGGGGGCUUGGGUGCCAAACAUGCUCUUAAUGUUUCCUCCUCUGGAUGAUUCUAGAAUCUAGAAAGUCAGGCAAUUCAGAUUGGUAUAUACAUAUAUUAAUAUGCAUUCUGUCUUAUGGAUCUCCUUUUGGUUUUUCAAUCUGAAAUCCAUCUGUUUUUGAAUGAGCAAUUUAAUAGAAAGCACAGCCCGCAGGUAGCCUGCAAAUUGACAAAGCAUUAGAUGUUCUACGUUGUUACAAUUGAAUAAACUGUAGUCACUGCCUGAGACGAAAAUGAGAAAACUAAUUUCUGACCUUGGUGUCUUUUU
This is a messenger RNA of Olea europaea var. sylvestris, 1167 nucleotides long. Its product is annotated as mitochondrial amidoxime reducing component 2-like. Lineage: Eukaryota; Viridiplantae; Streptophyta; Magnoliopsida; Lamiales; Oleaceae. Bases 259 to 909 code for a protein of 216 amino acids. The transcript is spliced from 6 exons. The record is from RefSeq and is a predicted model, not a curated record. Gene Ontology annotation, molecular function: pyridoxal phosphate binding; molybdenum ion binding; catalytic activity.